Triticum turgidum subsp. durum (durum wheat) is the source of this 2196-nucleotide messenger RNA. Lineage: Eukaryota; Viridiplantae; Streptophyta; Magnoliopsida; Poales; Poaceae. The record is from the annotation of a GenBank genome assembly.
AUGGACAAGUCCGCUGUGCCGCCGCACUUCGCCGAGGACGCGCACGCGUGGCACUCGGCCAUCCUGGAGUCGGUGGCGGACGCGUCGCCGCGCGGCCGAGGACGCCCGGAGCACCUGUACUCCUACGCCAACGCGCUCAACGGCUUCGCCGCCACGCUCUCCGCUGCCGAGCUACGCGCGCUCCGCCAUACGCCGGGGUUCGUCUCGGCGUACCCUGACCGCCGCGCGGACGUCGCCCAUGACACGACGCACUCCCAGAGGUUCCUCGGCCUCCGCCCCGACGCCGGGCUGUGGCCGGCGGCGAAUCUAGGCGAGGGCAUCAUCAUCGGCGUGGUCGACACCGGCGUUUGGCCGGAGAGCAGCAGCUUCCACGACGACGGGAUGCCGCCCGUGCCCUCCCGGUGGCGCGGGGCGUGCGUGCCGGGCGUCUCCUUCCCCGCCACCACGUGCAACCGGAAGCUCAUCGGAGCUCGCUACUUCAACCGGGGCUACGUCGCGAUGAACCCCAACGACACCAUCUCCAUGAACUCGACGCCCGACGACGACGGCCACGGCACGCACACGGCGUCCACGGCCGCGGGCAGCCCUGUGCCGUGCGCCUCCUUCUUCGGGUACGGGCGUGGCACGGCGCGUGGAACAGCUCCACGUGCCCAUAUCGCGGCUUACAAGGUCAGCUGGCCCAACGGCUUCGUGACGGCCGACGUCCUGGCCGCCAUGGACGCGGCGAUCGCGGACGGCGUCGAUGUCGUCUCCAUCUCCCUGGGGUUCAACAACGAGCCGCUCUACACGGAUCCAGUUGCAAUUGCCUCGUUCGCUGCCAUGGAGCGCGGCAUCGUCGUGUCAGCGUCAGCGGGGAACGAUGGCGUCCAUGGGUUGGCCACCUUUCACAAUGGGAUCCCAUGGGUCCUCACGGUGGCGGCCGGCACGGUGGACCGGCAAAUGUUCGCCGGCACCGUGACCUACGGAGACACGAAGCAAGGCAUCACCACAAUCGCUGGGGUCACGUGGUAUCCAGCAAAUGCUUGGGUUUCUGAAGCGAAGCUGGUCUACAACGAUACGCUGUCCGCGUGCACCUCAUCAGCUCUGCUUCAAAGUCUGGCGACAAAGAACAGCAUUAUCGUCUGCCGCGACACUGGGCUUGGUGCGAUGGGCCAUCAGAUGAAGAUUGCCGCCGCGGCCGGUCUCACGGCCGCUAUCUUCGUCCCGCAGACCGAGACGGACGAACCCCUGACGGGUGAGUAUCCGCUGCCGGUUAUCGCGAUUAGCCCAGAGGAUGCGCCGGCGCUGCUCAAGUAUAUCACCUCCAGCUCGCAGCCGACGGCUACGAUCAACUUCCAGCAGACCGUCCUCAGCAGAGCACCGGCGCCGGUGGUCGCCUUUUACUCCUCCCGAGGGCCGUCGCCGAGUUUUGCGGGCGUCCUCAAGCCGGACAUAUUGGCGCCGGGUGACAGUAUACUAGCGUCGUGGCCACCCGUCGCUCCGUUGGCGUACGUAGGGAGGACGGCUUUGGUCGGCGACUUCCAAGUCGCGUCCGGGACUUCAAUGGCGUGCCCGCACGCCAGCGGCGUGGCGGCGCUGCUCCGGGCGGCGCACCCGGAUUGGAGCCCGGCCAUGAUCAAGUCUGCAAUGGUGACCACGGCGAGCGCGGUCAACAAUCUGCUUCGUCCCAUCACCGACGCCGGCAACGGCAACGGCAUGGCAAGCCCGCUGGCCAUGGGCUCGGGGCAUGUCAACCCCAACUCUGCUCUGGACCCGGGUCUCGUCUUUGACGCCGGGCCGUGGGACUUCGUCGCGCUCCUCUGCGCCGCGAACUACACCGUCACCCAGAUCGCGGCGGUCACGCGGUCGUCCACGGCGUACAGUUGCUCCUCUUCGUCCAGCAACGACGUGAACUACCCGUCGUUCAUCGCCACAUUCGGCGCCAACGCGACCUCCGGGAGGAUGCGCUUCAGCAGGACGGCGACCAACGUCGGGGCGGGCGCGGCCACGUACCAGGCGUCGUGGUCGGCGCCGAGCAACGUGGCCGUGGCCGUGACGCCGUUGACGCUGGAGUUCGGCGGUGCGGGCGAGAAGGCGACGUUCGAGGUGGAAAUUGUGCUGACCGCGCCCACCGGAGGAGAGCCGGCGCACGGUGCCGUGCUCUGGACGGAGCUGAUCGGCAGUCACCAGGUCAGGCUUCCGUACGUGGUGGUGUGA